UCUUUCCUUCUUUCUGGACUGCCGGUAUAAUUACAGUUGUGAAGAUGCAGCUAACGCGAAGAGGAUACAUUAGAUGUCUGCUUUUCUUCAUGUUAAAAUUAACAACAGCCAUUGAAAUACCAAUCUCAGUUAAACAGGUCCCAACAAUCACAAAACAGUCAACAGUACAAGUCGCAUUUCCUUUUGAUGAAUACUUUCAGUUUGUCUGUGAAGCCAAAGGAAACCCGGAACCAACGUUUCAUUGGACUAAGAAUGAGGAGCACUUUAGUCUCCUCUCUGAUCCACGGAUAGUUUCAUCUAAUAAUACAGGAACAUUCAAGAUCUUAAAUGAAGGACACAUCACUCACUUUCAAGGGAAAUACCGCUGCUUCGCUUCUAAUGAAUUAGGAACUGCCAUGUCAGAAGAAAUUGAGUUCAUAGUGCCAAGUAUACCUAAAUUUCCAAAGGAAAAAAUUGAACCUCUGGAAGUAGAAGAGGGGAAUUCAAUAGUCCUACACUGCAAUCCCCCCAAAGGCAUCCCUCCACUUCACAUAUACUGGAUGAAUAUUGAUUUGCAGCACAUCCCACAGGAUGAAAGAGUGUACAUGAGCCAGAAGGGAGAUCUGUACUUCGCAAAUGUGGAAGAAAAUGACAGUCGCAGUGAUUAUUGCUGUUUUGCAGCCUUUCCAAGAUUGCGAACUAUUGUACAGAAAAUGCCAAUGAAACUGACAGUGAACAGUUUAAAGCAUGCUAAUGAUUCGAGUUCACACAGACAGAAUAUUACUAAGGCAAAUUCAAUCAAGCAAAGAGAACCCAGAAUGCUUUUGCCUCCUGAAACUUCUGGCAGUCAUUCUUCAGUCACCAUCAUCAAAGGGGGGACACUGCUGUUGGAGUGUUUUGCUGAAGGCUUGCCCACUCCACAGAUCACUUGGAUGAAGGUGGGUGAAGAUUUGCCCAAGGGAAGAGAAGAACGAGAAAAUUUUGGAAAGACUUUGAAGAUUGAACAGGUCACUCACAUAGAUAAAGGACAUUACCGCUGCAUGGCCAAGAAUUACAAAGGGACUGCCACACAUGAAUUCCGAGUCACUGUAGAAGAACCUCCUCGCUGGACAAAGAAACCUGAAAGUGCUGUGUACAGCAUUGGGAGCAGUGUGAUCCUGCUAUGUGAAGCUGAGGGAGAACCCACCCCUGAAAUAGAGUGGAAAAUCAAUGGCUUACCUGUUGAUCAAGAACACCCCUUGCCUGGUAUUGUGUUCUUCCCAGGAGAGAUCAGUCUCGACAAUAUGCAGUUGAAUCAUACCGGUGUGUACCAAUGUGAAGCCACAAAUGUACAUGGCAAAAUUCUUGCUACUGCCAAUAUCAAUGUUUUAGAUAUUUCUCCGUUGAUGCAAACUCCAGAUAAUGAAGAGUAUGCUGCUGUUGUUGGGUACAGUGCUUUCUUAUUUUGUGAGGUUUUUGCCUCACCUCCAGCAGUGAUUACUUGGCAAAAGCCAUCGAAAGUUGAAAGGCUUGAAGGCCCACAUUACACUACACAUGAAAAUGGAACCUUAGAAAUCAAAGAAACAAUAAAAGAAGAUGCUGGUCCAUACACUUGUUGGGUGAAGAGCCCUCGAGGAGAGGUGGCAGUUACUGCCUAUCUGUCAAUUAGAGAUGCUACAAACCUUACCAUUUCUCCACUAAAUCCUCAUAUCAUCAAAUCACACUUGCUAGUUUUGCACUGUGAGACAGAGUGUGAUUCACAUUUGAAGCACAGUUUGAAGUUAUCUUGGAGUAAAGAUGGGGAAGCCCUUGAAGUUAAUGGAACUGAAGAUACCAGCCGGAUAAUUAUUGAGGGAGACAAGUUGACUAUAUCAAAUGUCACUUUAGAGGAUGAAGGAUUAUAUUCCUGCCUUGCUAUUACUGCGCUUGACAGGACAAUGGCUACAACUCAAGUGACCAUCCUAGAUGUUCCUGAUCCUCCAGAAAAUCUCUAUCUCUCUGAAAGGGAGAACAGAAGUGUGCGGUUGACUUGGGAAGCUGGGGAUAGCCACAACAGUGCCAUAACUGAGUUCAUUAUAGAGUUUGAAGGCAAUAAAGAUGAGCCAGGAAAGUGGGCAGAAUUGACUAAAAUCCAAGGAAAUGAAACAACAGUCCUGUUAUCAUUGGCACCAUAUGUAAAAUACCAGUUCCGCGUGAUAGGUGUAAAUGCUGUGGGUAGGAGUCUACCAAGUGAUCCUUCUGACUAUCAUGAAACUCCACCUGCAGCUCCAGACAAGAAUCCAGAAAACAUAAGAGUUGAAGCUUCUCAACCUAAGGAAAUGUUUAUCAAAUGGGAGCCAUUGAAAUCCAUGGAAAGAAAUGGACCAGGAUUAGAGUACAGAGUAACAUGGAGACAGCAAGGAGUUCCUUCAGAAUGGUCUGAUGAACUGGCCACAGAUAAUACCUUACGGGUGAUGACCUCAUCUGUCUUUACUCCCUAUGAUGUCAAAGUUCAAGCAAUCAAUCAACUUGGCUCAGGGCCUGAGCCACAGACCAUAACUGUAUAUUCUGGAGAAGACUAUCCUGAUGCAGCUCCUUCGUUGGUAUCAGCAAGCGUUAUAAAUAGUACCCUAAUUAAUGUCACCUGGGACAGAAUUCCAAAAGAGAGAGUACAUGGACAUCUGAGAGGAUAUCAGAUCAACUGGUGGAAAACAAAAAGCAGAUUGGAUGAAAGGAAAUUCCCCAAAGAAAUAAAAACUCUAAGACUGCCAGGAGAUAGAAGCUAUGGAAUGGUUCCUUCACUAGACCCAUUUAGUGAAUUCAAGUUAACAGUCUUAGCCUACAAUUCCAAGGGUGCUGGGCCAGAAAGUACUCCAAUUUCUUUUCAAACUCCAGAAGGAGUACCUGAACAGCCUACUUUCCUCAAGGUUAUACAUGCUGAUAAGGACACCAUUGUAUUAUCCUGGGGACUGCCCAAGAAAGCACAUGGCAAUCUAACUGGCUACAGUUUACAGUACCAGAUAAUCAAUGACACAGAUGAGGUUGGAGAACUAAAGGAAAUCAAUGUCACAAACCCUUCAAAACUCAGUUGGCGUAUUCCAGAUCUUAACUCCACCACCAAAUAUAAAUUCUACUUGAGGGCAUGUACUUCCAAAGGCUGUGGGAAACCGAUAACAGAGGAAGGCUGCACAAUAGGAGAAGGGACAUAUGCGGGCUUAUAUGACAACAUCUCUACCCAAGGAUGGUUUAUCGGACUGAUGUGUGCCAUAGCUCUUCUUACAUUAAUAUUAUUGACUAUUUGCUUUGUGAGAAGGAACAAAGGUGGAAAAUAUUCAGUGAAAGAGAAAGAAGAUUUGCAUCCAGACCCAGAAGUUCAGUCAGGAAAAGAUGAAACCUUUGGCGAGUACAGUGACAGUGAUGAAAAACCACUUAAAGGAAGCCUCCAGUCUCUAAACAGGAACCUCCAGGCCACAGAAAGUGCUGAUAGUUUGGUGGACUAUGGAGAAGGAGACCACGGCCUAUUCAAUGAAGAUGGGUCAUUUAUUGGAGCUUACACUGGGUCUAAAGAGAAAGGAUCGGUGGAGAGUACUGGAAGUUCAAUGGCAACUUUUCCACUUCGUACAUAAACUCUGUGUACAUAAAUCGCAUGAGACACUCACCUCAUUUUUUCCAUGUUGUUCUCUAUGAAUAAGCAAAUCCUUGUCUACAGGAACAGAACUGGAUUUAGCCAGGAUCAAACAUCCAGCAAAUAAACCAAGAACAAGUCACUGCCAUUGACAGAUAAGAGCAAAUUCUUCUGGUCUAUGUUGGCAUGGGUUGAAUUCAAAGAAGAAUGAACAUAACCAUGAUAAUUAUAUUCAACUUAGUUGGUCUCAAAUAAUGAUAAAUCAGUGUUCCCUUCAUGUAUUUGUUCUGGGCUGUCCCAUGUCUUCUCAUAACUUCUCUUGACUUGUAGAAUUUUACACACAUUCUAUACACACCCAUUCAUUCAGUUUCAUAGGAUUGCAUGGCUUGACUUUAUUUUUCCUAGCAGCUGAAAGAUGAAAGAAACACAGGUUAUUUAAAAACAUCAAAAAUAAAACAAUACGUCUUAUUGAAAUCAUUCACUGAAGAAAUCAAGUCCAUAUUUAUUAUUUAAAAUUUUUCUUUUUAAUAUUCUUUUAGUGUGACACAUCAAUUGACAAGUACUUAUUUGUCCAACACUGGCUAUUGGAGCCAAUAAGUAAUAUUCAAGUCAUUAAGUUGUGGCUAGUCAAAUCUGGUCUGAUUUCUGGUUUCUCCUUUCUGUGUGAUCUCUGGAUAUUGAGACUUCUUUGAUUGGACCAAAAUACCUGCAAGGCACCACUUGACACGGACUUAGGAGAGAGCAGGCCUAAUGUUUCCUUGCUUGGGAAUGGUAACUUGGUAUCUGCUAAAAGUUCAUUCAAAGAUUCCAUUUCUUAACCGACUCCUUUUACCUGUCUGGUGUAAUUAUAAUGGUAUGCUAGCAUAUAUUUUAUGAAUGGAGUAGACACAUUCUGGUGAUAUUUACGCAAUGUAAAAUAUGGAUGUGGUUUUAGUUUUUAUUUUGAAAUGAGAUACAUUAACACGAAAAUUUAUACAGCUACAGUAGAGAGUAAGAGACCUAUUAUUUUACACCAUACCAGAGUUUGACUAUUCAGAAACUCAAUAACAUGAACUUUCAAAUCUGAAGAAACUGUGUAUGUAUUGGAUUUUGUUUUCUCAAAAUAAAAUAACUUCUGAAAACUAAGGGAAUUUUUUUGUUAAUUGUUAAGAAAAGAACACCACCUGUUUACUGUAGAAAAUCCUGUGUAUGUGGUUCCCUUUAUCAUACAUUGAGCUUCAUUCAAAUGUUGGUCUCCAUAUUCCUUAUUUUUGUAAAACUUUAUAUUAAAUUCUCAAAAUGUAUGAGUUGGCAUUUAUCGUAUUAGUUUUGUUUUUAAAUUAAAUUAUUUUGAAAUUGGCAUAAACAAUCCACAUGAACUUUGGUCAACUGAAAUAAUGACUCCCUUACACAUGUUUCAACUGAAACCUAUUAAUGGAUGUUCAGAAAACUUGGACUUUGAUUUAAAUAUCCCUCCCUCUUUCAUGGAUGAAUAAUUGAUCUGUUUGUUUUUGAAUAGACAAUGAAAUAAUGAAACUGGAAGUUUUAUUUUUAUUUUUAUUUUUCUUUCUUUUUUUAGACUAUCAUAGUUAUAUAAAAGGUAUAGGCAAAACAUUAAAUUGAUGAUAUGGAAGUGUUUGCUAUAGGAAAAGGUACUUACUAAAGUAAAUAGAGUGUGUUUUUUCAGGCUUUUUUGGAACAUUAGAUUGUAUAUAGCCAAGAAUGCCCAUUUGUAAAUUACCUUCAAGUGUCCAUUACAAAAACCUUGCAAAAUGAUAAGUAUCCUCUAUUCUAUCAAGAAAAAAAAACUAUAAAGAACUGGCUUUAAAAAUACUUGAGAAUGAUAUACUGUAGGAUUUGUUCUUGAUUCUCUUAUGAAUUUCUUUCCUUGUGGGGGGUAUUGGCCAAAGGGUAUUUUUAAAAAAAAAAAAUCAUGUGAAAGAUGAUGUCAGUCCUUUAAGUGGUGCCAGUGAUAUUUCUCAUUUUGGUGAAGUUAUUAGAAAUCAAGCUAGUUCUGACUUCAUCCAUCUCCUCCUCUACCCUCAUGCCUUAAGAAAAAAAGGCAACUACUUGGUAUUAUUCCUACUUUAUGAGGAUCUAGUGUCAUCCUGGCUCCACUCAAUAAAUGUCCAGUUUGUGUGCUGGGGAAGAAAAGAUGAAAGAUAUUCUGAUCACUUUUUUGUAAAUGCUCUAUACCCUCAAGUAGAGAAAGGGGAGAGUAUAUGAUGGUCCUGACAUUUUGACAUAGUUCCACAAGAUAAAACAUAAUUUGAGAUUUGUGUACAGCAGUGCUUAUUAGUCUUCUUUUGAAUAUUAACCAACUGGAUGUGUCUAAAAUCAUGUGAACCAGUGAUCUUGGCUAUAAUGUCUUCUCUUUCUCACAGAAAUGAUUUUGAGGGGCUAUGAUGGAUUAGCAACAAAUGACUCAACUUUGGAUUAUCUAAGAGUUUACUACAAAUUAUGGCACAUAAACACGUUGUAUAGAAUAUAAGUCAUUAAAUAGUAAUAGUCAUGUAGUUUACAAACCAGGAUUAGUUUUCUAUUAAACCUUAUAAGCAAAUUUUUCACUAUGUUUUCUUUCUUAUGCCUCAGGAUCUAAAAAAAAUAAAAUAUAUGUAGUGUCAUUUAAGUGCAAUGAAAGUUUUAAAAGGGUAAUAAUAUUUGAGAAAUAUGCCCAUUAAGUGUCAAAUUAACCUAAAUGCUAAGGCCCCGGCUUAAAUCUAGCACUUUGUUCUCUAGUGAAUUUCCUUUCUCUAUUUUAUUAACUUUUUGCAAUCCCUGAUUUAACAGUCUGUAAAUUAUGAUAGAAAGUGUCUAAAAUAUUUAUAUCUUAAAGGAUGUAGUUGGAAAUCACAAAAAAUUUCUUUCUUUUUAAAGGUACCUGUAUUUCCAACUAAUGUAGCAUUUUACUGAGUUUCCCAAAUCACUUGCUAAGAUCCUGUUUUCUACAUUAUAUAUGCCACGUAUGUUUUGACUGAGCUACCCACUGAGGUUCUACAUUCAAUCAAGUUCUUGUCCAUUUCCCGUGGAAGGGAAAGGAUCAAGGUGCACUGAAUCAAAAACUGGAAAGUCUGAGUUCUCCUUGGAAUUUUUCCACUCGUUUUCUGAGUAGCCUUAGGCAUGUCCCUUAACAAUUCUAUACUUGAGCUCUUUUCAUCAAUAAAGUACUGCUGAGAAUCUGCUACCUUCUAUACCACAGGGCUAGUUGUUUCUAAUUAAGAUUGAUUAAUAAAUGUCUAAGAAAGGCUAAGAAGCCUUCAUCUUUUCCAGCAAAAGGUAUGCAAAUAACUAUUUUUUCCCUGUGAAAUUAUGGGGAAAAUAAGCAAGGAUUUCUGCAUACAACAAUGAUUUUCUGACAUCUCCCUAUAAAUUCCCCAUUCAGUUAAGUGGAAAUUGUGUCUCAACUAAUAAUGAUAUAGAAGCUAUUGUGAAUAAUACCAUAUAAACAUAUUCAGACAUUCAAAUAGGUAUGCAGACCAUACCAACUCACUACUUUUUUUUCCAGUGAGCACAAAAUAUAUAUUUUUAUAGAAAAAAACACAAAUAUACAGGAAUUUUAAAAGAUGACUACCAUACAAGUAAGCAGUAUAAUUUGUUUGUGCCAUUACAAAAUAAUUGCUAAAAAGCAGAAAUUUAAGCAGGGUCGUUCCUAUACAAAAUGGUUUUUUCCACUAGUUUUACAUGCAUAUUUAUAACAUGUUUGUGAAUUAGGUGCAUUUAGUCUACUGGGUAUAAAGGUAUCCAAUAUUUUAAUUACAUCCAGGUUUAUAAAAUAUGACAUGUAAUAGAAUUAUGCUGGAAGUCUCAAAUAAUAUUUUCCCUAUUUUAUAGUCAUGGAAUAAGAGAUAAACUAAAAACAAAGGAUUGGUGGAAGUUUUGCUUCAUUUUAAAAGCCUAUAAAAUUAAAUUGUCAUUUGAAAUCCUAAAUAUGUUUACAUAUCAUUAAGAUCAAAAUGAUUGUAAAGCUUUUGGAUGAAUGAUAAAGGGAUUGAAUUUGUAACCAGGGCUCAUUGAUUCCAGUUUCCUUUUACUGAAAUAGGUGGGGUUGAGCCAAAGCAUACUUUAUUUUAUUUUAGAUUUAUGAUAUUUUAUUACAUCAUCUGAAGAGGGAAAGGAUUGUGUAUACUAAGUUAAUCUGACUGAUUUUUUCAGAUUAAUAUUCUUAGUGAAACUUUAUUAAAGUUGAUAAAAACAGAAAUGUGUUUGUAUUGUAGUUGCUGUUUGUAUCAUGUUUAUGUAUAUGUAUGGUUUCAAAAAUAUUUUGUUUAUACAUGAAAUUCAACUUUUCUAAUAAAAGUUCAACUUCAUGUAAUCUAAAAA
Trichosurus vulpecula (common brushtail) is the source of this 7861-nucleotide messenger RNA. It is a transcript of the gene CHL1, whose product is annotated as cell adhesion molecule L1 like. The record is from RefSeq and is a predicted model, not a curated record. Gene Ontology annotation, biological process: brain development; cell-cell adhesion. Gene Ontology annotation, molecular function: cell-cell adhesion mediator activity. Bases 45 to 3563 code for a protein of 1172 amino acids. NCBI's taxonomy places the organism in Eukaryota, Metazoa, Chordata, Mammalia, Diprotodontia, Phalangeridae. The transcript is spliced from 25 exons.